Molecule: messenger RNA, 1065 nt
Organism: Alnus glutinosa
Lineage: Eukaryota; Viridiplantae; Streptophyta; Magnoliopsida; Fagales; Betulaceae
Exons: 2
Coding region: 1-1065 (354 amino acids)
Source: RefSeq, a predicted model, not a curated record
AUGAGUCUCCUUGGUUUUCAACUCAUUCGCUUGUCCAUUAGAUCAAGGACUGGAGCUACUACAGCCAGAAGUCCCUCGUGGAGCACUGGUCGUUUUAGCAAAGAAAGCAGAGAGGAUUUCUACACAGCAGCUAUAUGGCUCCACCGAUACCACCCUGAAACAUUAGCAUACAACGUGGGGGCAUUUUCCAAAUUCGGGUGUUUAAAAGACUUGCUGGAAAUUCUCUACCUGAUUCUCAAUGGGCCACAAGUUCGGCACAACCAAAUUAUGGAGAGGGAUAGGGUUAUGAGAGACGGACAGAGAAGAUUUACGGCAAAGAGAAUAAUGCAAAGAGACCUACUCCAUAUAUUGAUGCUGAAGAAAAUGAAUUCUAAAGAAAUACAGAUAAGGAUGAGAGAGCAAGAAAAGAGAAUAAAGUCUAAAGUAAUGCAGAAAAGAAGGGUCACACAUUUGAGAAAUGAGAAAAGAAUUAUGACGUCAAAGAAUGAGAAAAGAAUUAUGAUGGCAAAGAAGGUCACUGAGAGUUACAACUACGAUCCAAAAUACCGUUUCUUACACGACCAGAUUUCCAGUCUUUUUGCAAAGCUACUUAAGGCCGACCUUGAGUACUUGAUUUCUGGGCAGCUAACAAAAAUCAGUUUGGCUUCAAAAUGGUGCCCUUCUCUUGACUCAUCUUAUGACCGUUCAACUUUACUUUGUGAGAGUGUUGCAAGGAAACUUCUUCCACGUGAAUCUUGUCCUGAAUACAGAGGGCUGGAUGAGUCCCAUUAUAUUUACAGAGUUCGAAAUCGAUUACGGAAAGAAGUUUUGGUCCCGCUUCGUAGAGCCCUAGAGUUGCCAGAAAUUUACAUGAGUGCGGAGCAGUGGAACUUGGUUCGAUAUGAUCGGAUUGCAUCUAAUGCCAUGAGAACUUACAAGGGAUUGUUUUAUAAACACGAUCGCGAUGGGUUUUUGCAACUCCUUCAGAAUGUGCAGUACCCUAAAAUGCCAAAAACCACUACCAAAGAAUUGCUCCCUGAUGAGAUAUUAAGUCUCUUAUUAGGUUGUGAUAGUGGUCGAUCAUGA